AUGGGUUCCAUGGAAGUAGUGGGUGAAGAUGUCCAGCCGAGAAGUUACUGGAGAUGCAGCAAACAAGAUUUCCUGCCCGAAGAAUCCUUUCAGAAUUGGAGCACAUACCGAGCGGCCCUGUCGCAAACAGGCCACAGGUUCAAGAACCGUCUCCUCAGCAGAUCGAAUGACAACGAUGAGAUUCGGGAGCUUCGGAAGCAAAGUGAGAACGACAUGAAGCGCUGCCUCACGUGGUGGGAUCUCAUCUGGUUCGGGUUUGGUUCGGUCAUUGGUGCAGGCAUCUUUGUGCUUACUGGCCAAGAAACGCAUAAGCAUGCUGGACCGGCUAUUGUCUUGUCCUACGUUGCGUCUGGUAUCUCGGCAAUGCUCUCUGUCUUUUGCUACACAGAGUUUUCAGUAGAAGUCCCGGUGGCCGGCGGAGCUUUUGCUUACCUGCGGAUAGAACUGGGGGACUUUGUUGCAUUCAUAACAGCAGGAAACAUACUUCUAGAGAGCAUUGUCGGAAGUGCAGCAGUUGCUAGAGCAUGGACUUCUUACUUCACAACGCUCUUGAAUCGUCCUUCCAACUCGCUACGCAUCCACACAAAUCUGGCGGAGGGGUUCAAUCUGCUGGACCCGAUAGCCGUCGCUGUACUAGCAGUAGCUGCAACAAUUGCAAUGAUCAGCACAAGGAAGACCUCUUACUUGAACUGGAUAGCAUCUGCAGUCAAUAACGUUAUCAUUUUGUUUGUGAUAGUUGCAGCGUUUGUCCACGCCAAGCCGUCGAAUUUGAAGCCCUUUUUUCCCUUUGGGGCCAAAGGAGUCUUUCAGGCAGCUGCAAUUGUUUACUUUGCUUAUGGAGGAUUUGACAAUAUCGCCACCAUGGCCGAAGAAACAAAAAAUCCAUCCAGAGACAUACCGCUGGGAUUGCUUGGAUCAAUGACAAUCAUCACCGUCGUAUACUGUUUAAUGGCACUUUCACUGCCUAUGAUGCAGAAAUACACAGAUAUAGACCCAAAUGCAGCCUACUCUGUGGCAUUUCAAAGUGUCGGCAUGACAUGGGCCAAGUACCUGGUAGCUCUUGGUGCGCUUAAGGGAAUGACCACUGUUCUUCUGGUUGGGACACUUGGACAGGCACGGUAUAUCACUCAUAUUGCACGAGCCCACAUGAUUCCACCAUGGUUUGCUCUUGUUCAUCCAAAGACAGGAACCCCCAUAAACGCUACAGUUUUGAUUGCCAUCUCAAGUGGCUGCAUCGCUUUCUUUUCGAGCUUGGAUGUCUUGGCGAGCCUGUUAUCAGUGAGCACGCUCUUUAUCUUCAUGAUGAUGGCAGUCGCACUUCUAGUGAGGAGAUACUAUGUGAGGGAAAUCACCCCACAACAACACCUCUGGAAGCUAGCAAGUUUCUUGCUGAUCAUUAUUGCUUCCUCAAUGGGGACUUCAGCUUACUGGGGGCUGAAUCCCAACGGUUGGGUUGGCUACGUCGUGACAGUUCCUCUUUGGUUUGGGACUUUGGCGAUGGCGGUGUUUUUACCUCAACAAAGGUCACCAAAAGUUUGGGGAGUUCCGCUGGUUCCUUGGUUGCCAUCCUUGUCAAUUGCGACAAACAUCUUCCUUAUGGGAUCCUUGGGUCCUGAAGCUUUUGAAAGAUUUGGAAUCUGUACUGUGGUAAUGCUUAUUUACUACGUCUUCUUUGGUCUGCAUGCAACUUACGAUAUGGCGCAUAAGCAAGACACGCCAGAAUCCCUGAAAGUUGAUGGCGGCAAUAUCAGAGAGAAGGCAGAGCCUUGAAAUCAUAGCACUCUCUGAAUGUUUGUAUGAAUGCUGCUUCAGUUUCUUUUCAUGUUAUGAUGCAACGUGUUCCGAGUAAAAAUUGUUCUUAGUGUAACAGUAAACAAAACUAUACUACUUGCAGCAAUAUGAUGAUUACUUAUAAAUGA
Pyrus x bretschneideri (Chinese white pear) is the source of this 1919-nucleotide messenger RNA. RefSeq names its product cationic amino acid transporter 5. Gene Ontology annotation, cellular component: plasma membrane. Gene Ontology annotation, molecular function: L-glutamate transmembrane transporter activity; L-lysine transmembrane transporter activity. The record is from RefSeq and is a predicted model, not a curated record. Lineage: Eukaryota; Viridiplantae; Streptophyta; Magnoliopsida; Rosales; Rosaceae. Gene Ontology annotation, biological process: transmembrane transport; amino acid transport.